Messenger RNA from Radiomyces spectabilis, 479 nucleotides. RefSeq lists its product as uncharacterized. The transcript has 3 exons. Bases 92 to 355 code for a protein of 87 amino acids. The record is from RefSeq and is a predicted model, not a curated record. NCBI's taxonomy places the organism in Eukaryota, Fungi, Mucoromycota, Mucoromycetes, Mucorales, Radiomycetaceae.
CCAAAAAAAAAAAAAGGGAAAUAAGAGUGUCCUUUGCGCAUUUUUUUUUUUUUUUUGGUCUCAUAUUCUAUUCACCCUACACAGACAGACUAUGCCUCUUUCGUCGUCAUUCGCAGAUAUCGCACAAAAGUCUAUGGUGCUUUUCCUUGCUGGCACCACAGUAUAUUACAUGGUGAAUGUGGGUGUGUUGGUGGAUCGCCGUAUGAAGCUUAAGAAGGAAGGUAGAUUGGAAGAGGAAUUGGCUCGUUGGAACGGUAUUCCUCCGCCCGCCAAAAGAGAAAGUCCCAACAGUCUGCACGCCGAAACCGACACCACUCCCACCCCAAUGCCAACGAAUGAUCGACCCGGUUGUUAAAUUUCAUUUUAUCGGAUUACAUUUUAAAUGUAUUGUAUUCUUGUAUAGUUCUUUUGUAUUGAAAAUUGUUCUCUUUUUUUUUUUUUUACUUUUUCCAAAUAUAGUCAUUAUCCUUCAUCAUCUC